AUAACUGCCAGGCAGUGCAGCGCUUUAAAAGACGCGGGCGAGUCAGAGAUAGAGAAUGAUUUUAAUGGGACGCAGCUUUUAGACAGCUUUCCUAAGACGAUGACGUGGAGUGAGCGGACCUUAAGGAGAACAGGCACCGCACCUCCAUCACCUGCAGCAGCACCGAUCAGCGCAGCCAAGAGGAGCCUCUCCAAACUCAGCCGCAAACACAGCAAUGGCUCUGUCCAAUCCAGCUCGUCAACUGGCACUGCCAGGUCUGUGGAGGGCGUGGGCUUCAGGCAACCAGCCAAGAGCAGAAUCCGCCGGCAUCAGCACCGCCUUUCCUCUGUGUUCAGCCGUGCCGUUCUCUCACCCCGAGGGGACAUUACUACAUCUGGGGAAGAACUAUCAGUAACAGAAGAUCCCUCAGAACUGUCCAGUCACAUCACAGCACCGGGAAUCUUGAAGAUUUUUGGCACUGAGAUCUGUGAAGGUGCCAACUAUAAGAGUGUCCUGGCUACAACCCACUCCAGUGCCAAAGAGCUGGUGAAAGAAGCACUCGAGAGAUAUUCCCUGAACAAGGCAGAUGCUCAUGCCUACGUCCUGUGCGACGUUAUCGGCUGCCUCAGAGAACGAGAAUGGAGGAGCGAGUGUGUUCGCGUGGUGGGAGACUACGAGCAGCCGUUGCUCCUGCAGUCACUCUGGAAGCCCAGAGAAGGUUAUGCAAGACGAUUUGAAAUCCAAAGCAGAGCCAGUGUGGAGGAGAAAAUCUCCAGAGACAAGGACACGGUGACUGCAGGGAUCAACGCUCAGGCUCGUAAACUGCAGAAGACUCGCUCACGAGGGAGGUCUGUGGUGUUCGGCGGAGGCGGGAGUCCCGCAGAUCUCGGGCUGAGUAUGUGCAGGAGUCUCAGUGAAACAGAUCUCAGGCCUUCCCCUGAGCGCCAGCAGAGCCUUAAGAGCCAAUCGGGUGGGGAGGACCCGGAGGGCUACAAAGAGCUUCCCUGUAAGGCUGGCAGAAAAGAAGAGACGGAGUGCGGCGAUGACAACUGCACACAGUAUUCCAUUCACCCUCCCGUGCACUUCCCUUACUUCCUGCUACUGCAGGGCUUUAGUUACAGACAGGACUUCAUCAUCUAUUCUCUAAAAAGCAGCUGUACGGUUUUCGGCUGUAAUUCUGAGCAAUCCGGUGGAGUGAAAGAGCAUCCAGAUGUUGAUGUGACUCUUUGGGCUCCUGACAUCCAACCACAGCACUGUUGCAUUCAGAGACUCCAGGUCACAAGUUCUGACUUUCAGCAAAAUGACAGAAAGACAUCACUAGUCACGGUCCUCAAACCCUUCCAUGGAGCUGUGGUCAAGAGGAAUGGAGCUGUUAUCAACCAAGAGGUGGAGAUUCAUUCAGGAGAUGUCAUAGGCUUGGGCAAGAAUUACCUCUUCAUGUUUAAGGAACCCAGCUCUGAAAUUUUAGGCAGCUCUCAUAGUGUUGAUCUUUCAUGUCAAGAUGACCCACCACAACCUCCACCUCCUCUUCCUCCUCCUAAAGCAUGUCCUCUCUAUCAGACAGGAACACUUUGUGCUGCAGAAAGCACCUUUCCCUGCCUAAGAGACAUCAACGGACAAAAGCUUGUCCUCUUUUAUGACGUAGAGCAUGAAACACGGGUCCUGGAGGAGAUAUUUAAAAAGAUAAGCCAUCAUGAAGACCUGCACAAGCUCACCCCAUCAUUCCUGGUGUGUUUAUGCCUCCAGCAAUCUGCUACACAUUUUCCCAUGACUGACCUGCGACGACUUCUUCUACAUAUAGCUAAUGAGGUCCAAAUAGCUGUAUUGGAAAGAGCGAAGGAGGUUGCAGCUAAACAAUCGGAAAUGGAAGGCGUUGAGCCGGUGAGGCUACAGAUGGAGAGCCUCCUCAGAAGCCUGCAGCCGCUUGUACUGUGGAUGGCCAACUCCAUCGAGCUCCUCCAUUUCAUCCAUCAAGAAGUGCCUUGCCUGUUGCAUGGGAUUUCACGAAUGGAGGAGGAAGAGGACGAAGAUUGUUUGGCUGUGCUGGAGUUACGUUUGUCUACUGUGCGGCCUGCCAGCGAGGAGGCCAUGACGGUCCUGGAGGAGGUCAUUAUGUUCACCUUCCAACAGUGUGUCUAUUACCUCACCAAGCUCCUCUACCCAGUCCUCCCAGGCCUGUUAGACAGCAAUCCUUUCUCAGUAAAAGGAGAGGAACGGAUCCCUAGUGAAGUUGCCAGCGUGUUGGACAUCUUUACGAAGACACUGAAUCUCAUCAAAGACUUCCACGUACACCCUGAAAUUUCCAUCCAUCUCUUCACUUACCUCUUCUUCUUUGUCAAUGCCAUCCUCUUCAACCUACUAAUGGAGAGAGGUUCAGGGGGAAGUUUUUACCAAUGGACAUGUGGGGUUCAGAUCCGGGCAAAUUUGGAUGCUCUCAUAGACUGGGCUUAUACGGCAGGGCUUGGAGAACUGGCUCAGAGCCAACUCUUCAAACUCUCUUCUGCUGUCAAUCUGCUCGCCACCACUCGAGAACAUCUGCUGCAGGCAUCAUGGGGUUCUUUGAGGACAGAGUUUUUCUCACUUAGCCCUGCUCAACUUCACCACAUGCUGACAGAGUACAACCCACGUCGGCCUUGCCCCACUGCAUGGACGCCCUGCGGUGCUGACGCCGAUGCAGCAUACCGAACUGAUGAUAUUCUGGAGAGCUUUGACGAUCACCCACCUCUUGUCCUGCCCAUCGAUGGCUUCCAGCUGAACUUAAAAAAGCCUGUUGGAGAUACAAGCCUCAUUAAAGAACUCGUGCAGCUUCAGGCAAUCAUCAAGACACUUAAUGUUAGAGCAUCGACUACACAGUGUGCUCAGCAUGAAUCUGCUGUACCCCUGGAAGCCAAACGCACCAGAAUGGAGAUUCUUCCAAAAGCCCAUCUGGAACAAGGACACAAACCAUUGACGCUGAGUAAGAACUGUGAUUCUUCCACUUGUUCUUCAGUAUCAGGUGACGAGGGCACAUGUGAAGUUCAGCUCUCACAAAGGAUAAAGGCUCUAGAUCUACAAGACAAAGAGGCAAACCACAACAGCAGAGCUCUGGAAGCCUUGUGCUUGCUCACUCCACCUAACACACCAUUGAGCUCAGAGCGGAUGCCGUCAAAUGAGACCAAAGACCAAGAUACGGAGUCUCGUCAUCACACUCGUCAGUCCUGUGAUACGGAUACAACCAAGCACACAUGUGGAGAAUGUGGAAGGCAUGAAGUCGAUGAUGAUGAUGAUGGUGAUGAUGAUGAAGUGUUUGUGGUGGAGCUGCUGAAAGGCCCUGGAGGACUAGGACUGUCUCUAGUGGAUGGAGUGGAAACACCAGUGAAGAUGAAUGGGAUUUAUAUUAAAUCUGUGAUCCCAGGGUCACCUGCAGCUCUGAGUCAGAGACUGAGGCCAGGCGAUCAACUUCUGGCCAUCAACGGCCACGGACUGGUCGGCUUGGACUACCACACAGGCAGAGAACUCAUUCAAAAGGCUGGAGACCAAGCUCAGUUGCUCGUUGCCCGGGCUGAAAGAACUCACGAAGACACGGUGCCAGGACGCUGAGCGUGCCAACACGUCUCUCUUCCUGAAAUACAAAUGCACUUUGAAGCUGUUCUGGGAGGACUUUAUUCUCCUGAGUUUAAACACCCACUUUAAACAUGUCUUAUAACACUAUUUUGGUGUUUUAUGAAACUGAUACCUA
This is a messenger RNA of Tachysurus vachellii, 3697 nucleotides long. It is a transcript of the gene radil2b, whose product is annotated as Ras association and DIL domains 2b. NCBI's taxonomy places the organism in Eukaryota, Metazoa, Chordata, Actinopteri, Siluriformes, Bagridae. Bases 100 to 3558 code for a protein of 1152 amino acids. The record is from RefSeq and is a predicted model, not a curated record. Gene Ontology annotation, cellular component: microtubule. The transcript has 17 exons. Gene Ontology annotation, molecular function: GTPase binding. Gene Ontology annotation, biological process: substrate adhesion-dependent cell spreading; neural crest cell migration; signal transduction.